Microplitis mediator is the source of this 1231-nucleotide messenger RNA. RefSeq lists its product as uncharacterized. NCBI's taxonomy places the organism in Eukaryota, Metazoa, Arthropoda, Insecta, Hymenoptera, Braconidae. The transcript is spliced from 3 exons. The record is from RefSeq and is a predicted model, not a curated record. The coding region runs from base 242 to 715 and encodes 157 amino acids.
AGAAUAUAAUACCUGUUGUCGAGUGUGUGAAUGAUCAUACCGAAUCGGUCACUUGAAAUCGCUGUUGUUAAAUCAGUCAGUUAUAAACCACUCGCUCGUUAGAUCUCACAUACAUUUUUAUUCUAUUGAAAUAUUGUUUAUCUGAUAAAAAAAACCCUAUAACUAUUUCAUAUUAUAAUUAUUUUAAUUAUAAUACUUAUAUUUUCUAGUUACUAUUAAUAGUUUUUUUUUCUAAAAUAUCAUGAAGUCGCUUGUGGUUAUUUUGUGUUUAUUUAUCACAGUAUCGCAGUGUCAAUUUAUGGACAUGAGUUUUCUUGACAAUAUGAUGGAAAAUAUGAAUUCUCAAAUAAAUAAUCAAAUGGCGAUUAUGCACCAACAAAUUAACAAUAAUAUUGCCAAUCAAUUGUUAAAUGUCGAUCGACUAAUAAGUAACAUUCAUAACAUUCCAUUACCGCCGGCAGCAAAUGGACAAACAAUAAUUGUCAAUGGAGGCAGUGGUGAAUCACAUACUGUAUUGUCAGGUACUGGUGCCGAUGGGAAAGCAUAUUUCCGAGAUAUUACUGACCGAAUGGUAGGCUCAGUUUUACAUCGUACUGAACGAAUUUAUAAUCCGAAAACUGAUACCAUUGAAACGUAUCAGUAUACUUAUGAUACAUCAAACCCCAAUGCUAAGCCAGUUCUGGUUAAAACUGAUGCUAAAAAGUCCGGUAAUUAAACAUUGAAACCAUAAAUUAAAUUCAUUAUUUUUUUUUAUCUAAGAAACCGUAAAGCGGCGGUUUAUUAAUUCGGUAAUUAAAUUUUUUUGAACAAUGAGCUAAAAAUAAGUAUAAGAAAAUAUAUAUGUAUCAUCUUGAGAAAAUCGUUUUUUGAAAUUGAUUUUAAUUAAAUAUUUCGCUUGAAAAAAAAAAAUAAUAAAUUCAAAAAUAUUGAAAAAUUUAUGUAACUAAAAUUUUAUUUUAUUUUCUCAGUGUAUGAAGAAUUGUAAAAUUUUAUUUUGCUGUUUUAUGUAAAUGUUGACUAUAUAAAUUUAACAUGCACAUAAUACUCGAUCUUAUGAAAAAUAAAUAUGUCAAGAACUCACGAAAAUAUUCAGCAAUAAAUUAUCUUUAGAAUUUUCUUUAUUAAUUUUUAUGUCCAAUAAAUUUUUUAAAAUUUUUCUAUAAAAAAUUUGAUGAAAGGAAAAUAAAAUGUACAUAUAAAUUUCUUUGGUUAAAUAUAUUGAUAAUAAUAA